Phytomonas sp. Hart1 is the source of this 744-nucleotide messenger RNA. Lineage: Eukaryota; Euglenozoa; Kinetoplastea; Trypanosomatida; Trypanosomatidae. The record is from the annotation of a GenBank genome assembly.
AUGUCCAGCUUGUUUGAUUCGUACGAGGAAGACUAUCAAAGAUGUAUAGGUCUUCUCACUGACACCAUGAGCGAACUCAAGAAUUCUAUCUCAAAGCAAAAAGCUCAUGAAAGCGAUCCAACCGUAAUAUACCAUCCACAGCCAUCCACUGGCACCAAAAGUCGUUCACACCAACUCCGAGAAGUGCUUCAGAUUCUAGCGCAUGUUAAAGAUUUGCUUACAAGCAUGAAUUAUGAGGUAAGCGACGUCAAGAAUCAAUACCAGCAUGUGAACAUCAAAGGCUUAAUUGCUAAUUAUCAGAAGCGUGUAGUCUCACUUGAGGAGGAGGCUUCGUGGCUUCGACAGGCCUGUGCAGAUGCGGAGAGAAAAGACUUGCUUUGGUUUGAAGGUUCCAACCCCCAUGCGGGUCUGUGGGAUAAGAUUGAUCCCGAGGCCAACUCACAACGACUGAUGUCUCUUCAGACAACAGGAACUCUGCACUCCGGCACCUCGACCUUGUUGAAGGCCGAGGCGUACCUGGAGCAGAGCAAAAUAUCGGGUUGUGCAUCACUAAACAUGCUGAGGGCGCAGACAGAACAAAUAGGAAACAUCGGAAACUUGGCAACGGAUGUCGAUGCGGAGAUAUUUGCAUCACGUCGAAUUAUCAACCAAAUGCAGAGUGUUGCCUUCCGGCGAAAGCUGUUUUUGAGUAUGGUUAUAGCUAUUUUGGUUCUCUUUUUGAUAUUAUCUGUGAUCUACCGUUAG